GAUUCCAGCUGUUGCUCCGACUGGCGUCGUCCUGAGUGAUGCAACCGAGACGAGUUUGCUGGUAUCUUGGACUAGCAGCCCGCUCAAGGACUGCGUCUUCCAACGCUUUGCGGUGGAGCUUUCGAACGGAAGCGAUUUCGUGGUGCCGGGGGGCUGCGACAUCACAGACGUCGCCACCACCAACUGCGUGGCGACAGGCCUGCAGUCCUGGACUGCUUACACUGCUCGUGUCGCUGUGCUUUGCGAUGAGUGCAGCGAGACGCCGACAGCUGAGCGGGUGCCUUGCAGCGAGGAGGAUGGCCCUGGACAGCGCUGUUUCGUUCCAGCCACUGGCGGCUUGACCAGCUGCUUCCGGAAGCUACCUGCUCUGAG
Molecule: messenger RNA, 372 nt
Organism: Symbiodinium necroappetens
Lineage: Eukaryota; Dinophyceae; Suessiales; Symbiodiniaceae
Source: the annotation of a GenBank genome assembly